This is a messenger RNA of Merops nubicus (carmine bee-eater), 1158 nucleotides long. It is a transcript of the gene EXOSC9, whose product is annotated as exosome component 9. Gene Ontology annotation, cellular component: cytoplasmic exosome (RNase complex); nuclear exosome (RNase complex). The transcript is spliced from 10 exons. Lineage: Eukaryota; Metazoa; Chordata; Aves; Coraciiformes; Meropidae. The record is from RefSeq and is a predicted model, not a curated record. The coding region runs from base 88 to 1158 and encodes 356 amino acids. Gene Ontology annotation, biological process: nuclear mRNA surveillance; U1 snRNA 3'-end processing; nuclear polyadenylation-dependent mRNA catabolic process.
CUUGCACAAGUCUCCUGUGAGCUUGUUCCCCCCAAGCCAAACCGGCCCACAGAAGGUAUACUGUUCUUCAACCUGGAGCUCUCUCCGAUGGCUGCCCCUGGUUUUGAGCCUGGCAGGCAAUCAGAGUUACUGGUGAAACUGAACAGACUGAUAGAGCGGUGCCUGAGAAAUUCCAAAUGCAUAGAUACGGAAUCACUCUGUGUUGUUGCUGGUGAAAAGGUUUGGCAGAUUCGUCUGGACUUGCACCUGCUAAACCACGAUGGCAACAUCAUAGAUGCCGCCAGCAUCGCGGGCAUCGUGGCGCUGUGCCACUUCCGCAGGCCAGAUGUGUCUGUGCAAGGAGAGGAGGUGACUGUGUACACUCCUGAGGAACGCGAUCCUGUCCCCUUGAGUAUCCACCACAUGCCCAUUUGUGUCAGUUUUGCCUUCUUCCAGCAAGGGACCUAUUUGCUGGUGGAUCCGAGUGAGCGUGAGGAACGCGUAAUGGACGGCGUCCUGGUGAUUGCCAUGAACAAACACCGUGAAAUCUGUACCAUCCAGUCCAGCGGAGGGAUCAUGCUGGUAAAGGAUCAGGUUCUGAGGUGCAGUAAAAUAACAGCUGUUAAGGUUGCAGAAAUAACAGAACUCAUUCAGAAAGCCUUGGAGAACGACCAAAAAGUUAGGAAGGAAGGGGGGAAGUUUGGCUUUGCAGAAUCCAUACCAAAUCAGAAGAUCACUGCUUUCAAAAUGGAGAGUGCUGCUGUCGAUACCAACAACGUGGAAGAACAAGCGGAAGAAAUCAUCACGAAGGCCGACCCUCCCUCAGAAGUUUUUGCCAAACCCAUAUUGCACACUCCUGGGACAGCCCAAAUUGGGGAAGGAAUAGAGAACUCCUGGGAAAACCUUGAAGAAUCUGAGAAGGAAGAAGCAGCAGAAGAGGACGGUGAAAGUGAGGCCACUGCUUUUGAUUAUCAGAAAAUGGAAAGCGAGGAUACGAGUAUGAUGAAGGAAACUAAAGAUAAAACUACUGUACUGUCCAGCAGUGAAGAGGAUGAUGUUGUUAUUCUGGAACCACAGGAACUACCAAGGAAAACAAGGGCACAGACCAACUUGAAAGAAGCAAAUACAAGUAAGAAAGCUUUUAACAAAAAGAGAAAAAAGAAGAGAGCUGCUCCUUAA